AUGAGACUAGAGGAAGGGAUCGCCUUAGUUAAGACCAAGCUCCAGAACUUCCGCAUGGAAGAUGGUACGCUGGUGUACCAUACACUUUCAUACCUAAAGGAGGUCGGACAAGGCCCUUUUUGGAAACAAUACCUAUUGAAUCCAACUGUUUCUUAUGAUGACGCCAUAUAUGUCAUUGUGGCGUUCAUUGGGUUGAUGUUCAUUAGAGUGGUUAUCGGCGGAUGCAGCAGCGGCCCAUUGAAGAAGCUGCCUUGCAUCUCAAAGAAUCUUGCGAAGUCCAAUAAUUGGACUCGGCCUGGAAAGCUACACAAAUUCGGGGAAAACGUGUGGUAUACAUUGUGGCACGGAACUGCGUGCCUCUGGGGCCUGUACGUCCUGUAUUGGGAAGCCGGUACACCAGAAGUUCCAGGGUGGCCGCGAUUGCAUAUGGGGCAGCCGGAUGGCCGUUGGUACUGGAUGGCUUCGCCAGAGGAGCUUUCUAGAGGAUCUGGCGGCUGGCCUCUGCUCGUUCCCUCGGUGCCGGCUCGAAACUACUACCUCUGCCAGCUGGCCUUCUGGAUAACUUGUCUUGUCUUUAUGAAUUUGGAAACAAGAAGGAGGGACUUUGGACUCUUCCUUCUUCAUCAUGUGCUCACGAUUACGCUUGUCGGUCUUUCCUACUGUUGCUCCUACUGGAAACUCGGCACGGUAUUGCACAUUUACUGGUUCUACUGCAUCAUUCGCAUGAUCAUUGGACUCGUUCGCGCCAUUCGUAAAGGUUCCAGGGAAGACUGUGAAGACAUUAGGAGCGAAGAUGGAAGCGAUGACGAGACGAAUGAAGACGCAAAGAAAAUACAGCUUCCAGGCAAGGGCUCUGCGAGUGCCCCCUACUGUGCCCGUCGAUCAGUGGCCAAAGGAUACAGCACUGGAGCACUGAAAAUGCCACCCUCCAUCGGGAACGGCGGGACUAGAAAAAAAAUUUGCCUCUUGGGUCGUGAUUAG
This is a messenger RNA of Cyclospora cayetanensis, 981 nucleotides long. RefSeq lists its product as uncharacterized. Gene Ontology annotation, molecular function: sphingosine N-acyltransferase activity. The coding region runs from base 1 to 981 and encodes 326 amino acids. Lineage: Eukaryota; Apicomplexa; Conoidasida; Eucoccidiorida; Eimeriidae. Gene Ontology annotation, biological process: ceramide biosynthetic process. The transcript is spliced from 7 exons. The record is from RefSeq and is a predicted model, not a curated record. Gene Ontology annotation, cellular component: membrane.